Molecule: messenger RNA, 945 nt
Organism: Fusarium venenatum
Lineage: Eukaryota; Fungi; Ascomycota; Sordariomycetes; Hypocreales; Nectriaceae
Source: RefSeq, a predicted model, not a curated record
AUGAUGCGCAUAGCUAUUGCCGGAGGUACUGGUCUUGGGUACCUCCUGGCGAGCCAACUUUCCCAAGCAGCCUACGCUUAUCAAGUUGUCGUUCUAUCACGUUCUGAACACCCUGAGUAUGCAGGACUUGAUGUUCAAGUCACAGCUGUAGACUACGAUAAUGAAGAUGACCUCUCAUUCGCACUUCAAGGAGUGAAUCUUGUUAUAUGCACAUUCUCGGGGAAUGAACAACUCAACCUAAUCAACGCAGCCGCCCAGAAUGGCGUGCAGUUCUUUGUCCCUUCCGAAUUCGAAGGCUCGAUUGACAAACGUCCCGACAAUGAUCAACUCUACCCCUAUUCCUACUCGACCGAAGCGAGACAACUUUUGAGACGCUGGGCAAGGUCAUCCCAGAUGAAGUGGACCGUAUUCUCCUGCGGUAUCUUCAUGGAGAGAUUUCUUCCCGGCGGACUCGGAAGUAUGUUUAUUGGCUACCGUUCCGAGUUGGCCAUGGCUGGAUCUUACCUAGUUAACACAAGCGCGUACACUGCCGAGUGCGUAGAGAAAAACGCCCGAGGACAUACAGUUAGAGUAUGCAUGACAUCUGUCUACGACGUGGCUCAGUUCGUGGUCGCAGCUAUUGUCCUGGGGCCGGCGAGCUGGCCUCGAGAAUUGUCCAUGCGAGGAGACCGAUUGUCGGUUCGCGAUGUCGUUGGACAAUGCUCGAGGGCUUUGAAUGCCCCUUUUCAGCUUUCCCAGUGGCAGGCCGCAGAUCCUGAUCGACUUGCUACUUCGUCUUACCAGGAGGGCGAUUAUGCAAAAUACCUAUUCUAUCGACAGCUCCAGGCGACUGUCGAAGGAAGAUAUGAUUUUAGUCAGGCAUCUCUAAACGAUCUUGUCAAUGCAAGUUCGCGAGUCAAUGUUCAGCCCCAAAGUUUUCGCCAGUGGUUGAGUGCCAACUUUUAA